CACCGCAGCCGCCCCUAAUAUCCCUGCCUUCUUUCUCUCUGACCGCCGCCCAUUCAGCGCAGCAGCCGUCGGUCCUCUCGCUUUCCCGUGAGGGCCGUCGGCGUCCGCUUGAAACGCGUUACACGCAUCCCAGUGCAACCGGCGCCCAUCGGCGCCGCGCGCAAACUUCCCGAGCCGGCGGGAGCGGGCGGUGGCAGCGGGGCCCGGAUGGGCGCCAGGAUCGGAGGCGGCGGCGCCCAUGGACGCUAACCGCCCGGGCGCGUUUGUGCUGAGCAGCGCGCCUUUAGCCGCGCUGCACAACAUGGCUGAGAUGAAGACGUCGCUGUUCCCCUACGCGCUGCAGGGCCCGGCGGGCUUCAAGACACCGGCCCUAGGCAGCCUUGGCGCGCAGUUGCCUCUAGGCACUCCGCACGGCAUCAGCGACAUCCUGGGACGGCCUGUGGGAGCAGCGGGUGGCGGCCUCCUGGGAAGUCUGCCCCGUCUCAACGGGCUCGCCUCGUCCGCAGGUGUCUACUUCGGGCCCGCAGCUGCGGUGGCUCGGGGCUACCCCAAGCCGCUGGCGGAACUGCCUGGGCGCCCGCCCAUCUUCUGGCCCGGGGUGGUGCAGGGCUCUCCCUGGAGGGACCCGCGCCUGGCCGGCUCGGCCCAAGCCGGCGGGGUCCUGGAUAAGGAUGGCAAGAAGAAACACUCGCGGCCGACUUUCUCUGGCCAGCAGAUCUUCGCGCUGGAGAAGACUUUCGAGCAGACCAAGUACUUGGCAGGCCCAGAGCGCGCGCGGCUUGCCUACUCUCUGGGCAUGACCGAGAGCCAGGUGAAGGUGUGGUUCCAGAAUCGGCGGACCAAGUGGCGCAAGCGGCACGCGGCAGAGAUGGCGUCGGCUAAAAAGAAGCAGGACUCGGAUGCCGAGAAGCUGAAGGUGGGUGGCUCAGACGCGGAGGAUGAUGACGAGUACAACCGGCCCCUGGACCCCAACUCCGAUGACGAGAAGAUCACGCGGCUUCUCAAAAAGCACAAACCCUCGAACUUGGCGCUUGUUAGCCCGUGUGGCGGCAGCGCGGGGGACGCCUUGUGAGGACGCGGCCAGGCCGGAGAACCCCGAGAACUGGGACUCGCGGCAUACCCCGACGCCAGCCGCCCAGCCGCAGUGUGUAUAUAUAUUUUUACAGAAUAAGUUAUAAAGCGGACGUUGGCGCGGCCUCGGCGUGAGGCGCGGAGUGCGGGGUUUGGGCCGAUCACUUUGUAUAAUCAAUAAAUUAUUUAACACGUC
This is a messenger RNA of Rattus norvegicus (Norway rat), 1267 nucleotides long. RefSeq names its product NK6 homeobox 2 (gene Nkx6-2). Gene Ontology annotation, biological process: negative regulation of DNA-templated transcription; regulation of DNA-templated transcription; regulation of myelination. Gene Ontology annotation, molecular function: DNA binding; DNA-binding transcription factor activity, RNA polymerase II-specific; sequence-specific DNA binding. Lineage: Eukaryota; Metazoa; Chordata; Mammalia; Rodentia; Muridae. The coding region runs from base 239 to 1072 and encodes 277 amino acids. Gene Ontology annotation, cellular component: nucleus. The transcript is spliced from 3 exons. The record is from RefSeq and is marked validated.